GACAAGUCACAAAACCUAUUACACGGAUAUUAGAUCCCCAGCCACACAAAUCCUAGCUAAAAAGAAGAAAGAAAAUGUACAAAUUGAUCUUCUUGAGGCUGAAACAAAACACCCAGAGAGAAUCAAUGGGUUGUGUAGCUAGGUUACUGUAAACUACUAGAUGCUAGCUAGUUACACUACACAGAGAGGGGAUCUUCUUCUUCACAGAAUAUUCAUUUUUGCUUUGCUGGAAUCGCCCACUGCUUGGUCUUAUCCACUCGAUCAAAUCGAUGAAUUGCAUAUGGGUAUGGUGCCUACACGAAUCUGAAUCUUACUGCACUCUGUCAUCCACAUUUCCCUAGUGGAUGAUUAGAUGUAUAUUUGGAGAAAAGGUUAAAUUUUAUCUAGCGUCCAUAGAGAUAAAGAUACCGGAGACAUCUUGAAGCACUAUCAACAGAGAUAAAGAUACCAGAGACAUCUUGAAGAACUAUCAAGCAUAUCAACUAUAUAUAUAAAGUCGUGGUUCCAUUGAUCUAGUCUCAACAAAAAACGACGCAACUAUAUAUCUAGCUAAAGUAGUUACAGGGGUGGUGGAGAGUAAGUACUCUCUCAUUGCUCCAUUGAUCUAGUCUCAACAAAAAACCAACAUCUAAAGAUGAGGAAUAUGGCAAGUACACCGUCAAACAGAGGCAUAGCAGCCGUGGUUGGUGUUGGACCAAAACUUGGACUCUCCAUUGCAAGAAAAUUUGCUCGUGAAGGUUACACCGUAGCAAUCUUAGCUAGAGAUUUAGGGAGAUUAUCGAGAUUUGCAGAAGAAAUAGCUAGAGAAGAAAAAGCACAAGUUUUUGCUAUACGUAUAGAUUGUUCUGACUCUAGAAGUGUUAGAGAAGCUUUUGAAUCUGUACUAUCACUUGGAUUUGUCGAAGUACUUGUUUACACUCCUAACUCUAAUAACCUUAAUCUUCCUACCAACUUCACUGAUAUCCGUAUCGAUUCCUUCGGGAAAUCUCUUGCCGUCUCCACGGUUGGUGCUUUACAGUGUGCCCAACAAGUAAUACCUGGAAUGGUUAAUAGAAGGAAAGGGACUAUAAUUUUUACAGGCUGCUCUGCAUCUCUUAACGGCAUUGCUGGUUUAUCUGAAUUAAGCUGUGGGAAAUUUGCACUCAGAGCACUAUCACAGUGCAUGGCGAAAGAAUUCCAACCCAUGGGUAUCCACAUUGCGCAUGUUAUCAUCAGUGGUGUCCUUCCGCUACCAAACAGGUUGUCCUCGACGUCUAUAUCAACUUGGCCAUCGCCAUCACCGUCAUCAUCGUCAUCAACACAGAGAUCAUUGACGGGUGCUGGAGGAGGAGGGGAACAAAAUUUAAGUCAUCAGCAGCAAGUUGUUGGAAUAAUUGGUGGAGGAGGAGGGCGUUUGAUAAACCCGGACGCGGUGGCCCAGACAUGCUGGCACUUGCAUGUGCAGGAUCCAACUGCCUGGACCUUUGAGAUUGACCUCCACUAGCUUCUAUAAGUUUACCAGCUGCUCCUACAGCAACUAAUUAGUCAGUCUGGCUGUUCACUUAUAUUCGGUAGAUUCGUGAAUCUAUGGUGGGGGCGCAUGCAAAUUUGGGUCCUAAGCUGGUACAGGAUACGUGAAAAGUGGUGGCCCAAAUGCAAAUGCAUGCAUCCUGCUGGUACUAUCGUACUGACAAUGAGUGAGGCUACUGGUUUGCUGUGUGGUGGUAGCGGGAAAAAUAUCUGUACAAAUUAGUUUAGUUUUUCCAUAUUUUUUUUCAUUUUGCAAAUGAAACCAAUCUAGUGGUCUGUUUGUCCAUUAGUUUUAGUUGAUCUACUUAUUAUUGUAAUUUUCACAUUUUACAGGUAAUAUUAUCAUAAAUCAGGGUAU
This is a messenger RNA of Papaver somniferum (opium poppy), 1867 nucleotides long. RefSeq names its product very-long-chain 3-oxoacyl-CoA reductase-like. The record is from RefSeq and is a predicted model, not a curated record. Lineage: Eukaryota; Viridiplantae; Streptophyta; Magnoliopsida; Ranunculales; Papaveraceae. The transcript has 3 exons. The coding region runs from base 635 to 1483 and encodes 282 amino acids.